Arabis nemorensis is the source of this 1368-nucleotide messenger RNA. The record is from the annotation of a GenBank genome assembly. Lineage: Eukaryota; Viridiplantae; Streptophyta; Magnoliopsida; Brassicales; Brassicaceae.
AUGGUGAUUAGCAGUGGCGUAUUUUUGACCCGUACCUGUUGCUUGAAGCUGCAACCGCCGUGCCUCGCAUUGCGCCGGAGAUUCUGCGGAGCCACGGCUUGCUCUGUUUCUCCGAAUAAGAAGGAGAAGGUGAUUGUGAUUUCUGGGCCUACCGGCGCCGGGAAAAGCAGACUCGCCCUGGAGCUCGCUAAGCGUCUCAAUGGCGAAAUCAUCAGUGCUGACUCCGUUCAGGUGUACCGAGGGCUCGAUGUUGGAUCAGCUAAGCCAUCCGCAAGCGAUAGAAAGGAGGUGCCUCAUCAUCUUAUCGACAUUUUGCAUCCGUCUCAAGACUACUCGGUGGGGCAAUUUUUCGACGAUGGAAGGCAAGCUACUAAAGAUAUUCUUAGUAGAGGGCGUGUUCCCAUAGUUACUGGUGGCACUGGAUUGUACCUGCGAUGGUUUAUUUAUGGGAAGCCAGAUGUGCCGAAACCUUCUCCAGAAGUCAUAUCCGAGGUACACGAGUUGCUAGCUGAUUUCCAAACCGAACUUAACUGGGAUGCAGCUGUUGAGUUCGUGGUCAAUGCUGGUGAUCAAAAAGCCUGUUCUUUAGCUCGUAAUGAUUGGUACAGACUACGGCGUAGCCUCGAGAUUCUCAAGACAACUGGAUCUCCUCCGUCUUCCUUUCGCGUUCCGUAUAAUUCUUUUCGGGAAAAUUUAAAUUCUCCUGAUGCCAACGAUUUCAAUGGAAAUGGUGCAUCUGCUGAUAUCUCUAUCCAAAACAUACAGACAGAUCUGGACUAUGACUUCCUUUGUUUUUUCCUGUCAAGCCCACGGGUUGAUCUCUACAGAUCUAUUGAUUUCAGAUGCGAAGACAUGAUUUCAGGUGCCGAUGGAGUUUUGUCAGAAGCUAGAUGGCUUCUUGAUAUUGGUCUGCUUCCAAACUCAAAUUCUGCAACUCGUGCCAUUGGAUACAGACAGGCCAUGGAAUAUCUAUCAAAAUGUCGUCAACAAGGAGGUGUAAGUUCCCCUGGAGAAUUUUAUGGGUUUUUGAACAAAUUUCAGCAAGCAUCCAGAAACUUUGCAAAAAGGCAAAUGACAUGGUUCCGGUGUGAGCCUAUGUACCACUGGCUUAAUGCUUCUAAACCUCUGGAUACAAUACUUGAAUUCAUAUAUGAUGCUUAUGAGAACAAAGCAGAGACGCUGGUGGUGCCCGAUUCUGUCAGAAUGAACAAAGACGUAAGAAAUUCUCGGGAAGCUGAUGCACUAAAAUCGUAUCGCCCGAGAAAUAGGCAUUUCGUAAGACGAGAGGAUUGUUCUUCGGUGUUAGAGUGGAUCAGAAGUGAAGGAUGUAAGAGUGAAGUUUCAUGCGUGGAAGGAGCAGCAACAUAA